Penicillium riverlandense is the source of this 1308-nucleotide messenger RNA. RefSeq names its product Nur1/Mug154 family protein. Gene Ontology annotation, biological process: regulation of exit from mitosis; maintenance of rDNA. The transcript has 3 exons. The record is from RefSeq and is a predicted model, not a curated record. NCBI's taxonomy places the organism in Eukaryota, Fungi, Ascomycota, Eurotiomycetes, Eurotiales, Aspergillaceae. The coding region runs from base 1 to 1308 and encodes 435 amino acids.
AUGCCCCGCCUCGUCCGCCGCCGUCCACUGGCGGAGCGCAUUGGAUCCUAUUUGAACCCUUGGGACUUUCUACUCUGGGUGUCUGAGGAGAUCGAAGGAAAUGACUGGGACCAACUGGAAAAGGACUGGGGGAUGGCUAUUGGGAUUGCGCUGAAUGCGAUGUUUGUCAUCGCGCGAGCAAACAGUCAGUCGAGUGGGAACAAAGCCAUUGACGACGUGUUUGGGGAGGAAAGUGGCGUGGCUUGGGGUAGCUGGCUGGCAUCGAUUACCACUUCAUGUCUAAGUUUGAUUUCGUUCGCCAAUGCUACCUACACCUUUUACAAAACAAGAUCAUAUCGCCUGUUUGAAGCAGCCAUUGACAAGACACCUGCGACACCAUCUGCUCAACGAGUGCGAGUUGAUUCGAGUCCCAUGAUCGCGUCGCCGAUACGAUAUCUCGCCAAUGCGCUUUCCACAGAGCCAGCAGAGUCCAGGGCACAUCCGGACGCACACCGCGAUGUUUGGCAGCUUUCUGUUUGGGAUCCCUUACCGAUCUGUUUACGAUUGUUCUGCUUGUUCAGCCCCGGACAUGUCAUGAUUUACUGGCUUUUGCUGCCGACGCAGCUUUCUGAUCCUCGCCCCAGUGUGACGAUAGUGACGACUAUCCUCUUUGCAUCGGUGCUCUCUGCCCAGCUGUCGUUCCUUUCAUAUUUCCACAAGCAGCAAGCCAAGGAUUUGACCUUGGUGCACAAGGAGGUUCUGAAGGAAUAUGACACCAAAUUCGUGCAUCCACGGACCCAGCCCUUGAUGCGCGACGUUGGCACACAGUUCUCUGAUACGAGUGCUGGAAGUUCCGACACCAAAUACAACAAGGUCGACGUAUAUACCCCGGCCUUCAAUAUCCAAGGUGGAUUUAAGACCAGUCCAAACCCGAACUAUUUGAGCCAUGUCGAUCCCGAAGGACUUUCUCCCAGGCGCCAAGCCACCGCCUACUCUACGCCCAGCUCUACCAUCUUCCAAACGCAGCCAUCGUUGAACACACCACAACUUUCGCGAGACGCUUCCCCCUGCACCAGUACGGGCGACGGAGGCAGCCUGGGAGUUUACUCCCAUGCUAAUUCCCCUCUGCGCAAGUCGGCAUCGACUGCCUUUGACCGCCGACUGCAAAGCAACGGUGAUUUCUUUUACAAGGAGCGCGGCACGAGUCCACUGAAGAAGCCGUCGAGUCCUCUCAAGCGCACCAGCGUGCCGGGACCCGCGAGUCCUGCGGUUGGCGUGCAUAGACCAGGAGGUAGUUUGGGUGCCCGUCGAGAAACGGGCCGCUUCUAG